CGCCCCGCUGCAGGGAUGUGCGACAAGGAGUUCAUGUGGGCCCUGAAGAACGGGGACCUGGACGAGGUGAAAGACUACGUGGCCAAGGGAGAAGACGUCAACCGGACACUAGAAGGUGGACGGAAGCCUCUUCAUUAUGCAGCAGAUUGUGGGCAGCUGGAAAUCCUGGAAUUUCUGCUGCUCAAAGGAGCAGAUAUUAAUGCUCCAGAUAAACAUCAUAUUACUCCUCUUCUGUCUGCUGUGUACGAAGGUCAUGUGUCCUGCGUGAAAUUACUUCUGUCAAAGGGUGCCGAUAAGACUGUGAAAGGUCCAGAUGGACUAACUGCCUUUGAAGCCACUGACAACCAGGCAAUCAAAGCUCUUCUUCAGUGAUGGACAGAUGGGCUGACAGCUCUCGAAGAAUGACUCUCCUGUGGCCUCACACUGCUGCCUGUUUGUCUGUCACUCUAUCUGCCAGCUUCUACAGCUCAAUUCUUCUAGAGGGUCGAGGGGAGAGAGAAAUUCAUUACCCAUCAGACUACCAGAAAAAAAUAUGAGGUGGAGGAGGGGAGAAACCAUGAUCGGGCUUUGAUUAAGGUUCCUGAUCAAGUCAGCCCCUUUUCUGUUUCUAAUAAAAUAGACAGCUCAUGCUCAAGGCAGAGCCAGGACAAAACAUGCGUUCUCAUUUGACCUUUUUAGCUCCCCAGCUAAACUUAAUAGAUUGUGUCCAGGUCUGAUUAUACAAAGGCCAACUCUCCAUAUUCAUUCGGUAGCCAUAACUGCCAGCAGGAGUGGCUGUCGCAAUCUAAACUUAGGGUGCUGAUAUAAGCAAUUCGCUCUAGCCUUCUGCCUUAAGAUGCACUCUACUCUAUUGGGGAUCCCCUGGCAUCUCAGAGCGCUGCCUGUGGUUGGUGACCAAAUUUUCCCUCGGUGACUCUCAGCUUUACGUGAAAGGUCAGUUAAGGUGAAAAGGGGUACACCCCUAAAUUGCUAGAUGACUGAACUUUGGAUUUCCUCUCCCCUUUCACAUGAGUUCCAUUGGUCUUUACAUAAAACUGACUCACUGUAUUUAUAAAAUCUUAAUUUUUGGAAGUCUAAAGAAGAAAUAAAUCAUUCCUGUAUGCUUUUUUUUCCUUAACCUCCUCUAGAUUUAAGACAUUUCUAUAACACUGCAACACUUUCAAACUCCUGCUGGUAGUAGAAAAGGAGAUUUAAAAAUAGACUCAUAGCCAUAGCCUGUUUGUAUUGUAUAAGGAGUAAACGGUUGUCUUAGAAAUCUAUGGAUUUUCUUCAUUUGUGGUUUGAAUGGACGGGCCUCAGUUAAUGCUGGAGAAUGUGAGGACAAGUUCUUUAGAAUGCCUUUCUCAGACUCAUCUUGGAUGCUGAUGAUUUAAUUGCACCAAAGCUGCCACUGGGUGAGAUUUACUGUCUGAACAGACUUAACCCCAUCUUUCAGAAAUAGGCUUGUUACCAAGUUUCUCUUAAGUGUGGCAAGACUUCUGCUGAACAUAUGCCACCCCAGACUGCACACUUAACUUUUCUAAUCAUCACCUUAAAGUUCUUAGAAAGACAAUGCCCCCAAAAAACCAUGUUCUAUGACCUUCAGAAAUAUUUAGCUAUUUAGAUACAUUUUCAGAUAUUUAUUUCAUAAGACAGUGCAGCUUAAGGCAUAGAACCUUAAAUUUGCUAUCUGACAUUGAAAACAUUUAAGAUUUGGGGCCAGAGUGAUAGUACUUGUAUGUGGCUGACCCUGGUUUGAUCCCCCAGUGUCCCAUAUGGUCCCCUAAGCCUGCCAGGAGUGAUUCCUGAGUGCAGAUCCAGGAAUAACUCCUAGGCACCACCAGGUGUGACCUGAAAAACAAAAUAAUAAUAAUUUAAAAAGUCAAGAUUUCUUUGAGUUGCCAUCCAUCUGAUUACUAAAAAAGAUUAGGGUCUUUCCUUAGCCAAAUCAUGCAAUAAUUGAAUGUACCUCAAAUUUUUAAAAAGUAUGGGGGGGGGUGGGUUAGAGACUUGUACUCUGUGGAUAGUCAUUAUUUUUUAAAGGCAAUGUAGCAUUCUUCAGCAGGGUUAAACAGUUUCAAGAACAGUCAGCCUGGUAAUAACAAAUUUUACCGACCAGUUGCUGAUUGGUGUAGGGAUAGUGUGUGCGUGCGUGUGUGCGUGAGCUCCAUGAACCCUUUUUUUAUCUUGUGACUUUUUCACUUACAACUAAUUUAGCCUUGUAAUUUUCCUGCAGCAAGAAAACAAUCACAAAACAGUGAUUUAAGUACUUUGACAUGUUUGGCUACUGCUGCUGUCUUAGUGCAGGUUGUUUGAGUUGGAUUAAAAAUUAGUACUUGACUACAUCACUGAACUGAACUAUGGAGCUAAUUCUCGUCGGGGGCAGUGGAGGGCACUCUUCCAGGCCAUCAGAACAGUGAUGAGGUGUUGGGUAUCUUUGGUUUCCCCUCUUGCUGACAUGUGCUAUUAAAGGUUUGGAUUU
Molecule: messenger RNA, 2461 nt
Organism: Suncus etruscus (white-toothed pygmy shrew)
Lineage: Eukaryota; Metazoa; Chordata; Mammalia; Eulipotyphla; Soricidae
Gene: MTPN
Product: myotrophin
Exons: 4
Coding region: 16-372 (118 amino acids)
Biological process (GO): regulation of barbed-end actin filament capping
Cellular component (GO): cytoplasm; nucleus
Molecular function (GO): protein binding
Source: RefSeq, a predicted model, not a curated record